AUGCGCAGAGCGGAGCGGACAGCUAACACCAUAAAGAUGGACACGGAGCAGCUGGAGACGCGGCUGCUGCUGCUGGAGAGGCGCGUACACGGGGACAGACGCAGGAGCGGGAAACCCGGCAAGUGUGCGGAGUCUCUGGCCAGGAUCCAGGCUGGUUUGACCAACACGGCCAACAAGAGGGAACGAGUGAAGAUCCUCCACAAGAAGAUUGAGGACCUGCUGAAGUACCUGGACCCCCAGUUCACCGACCACAUCUCUGUACCAGAUGCCAUGAAGCUGGAGUUCAUUCUCGCUGAGGAGGACUUCCUGCUUUCCCAGGCUGCUUUGCUGGAGCAGGUCAGCAACAUGCAGCCGCUGCUGGACAGCAACUACAUCAGAGAUGUACCAGAACACGCCACCAAGCUCCAGCGUCUGUCACAGAUCCACAUCAAAGAGCAGGACCAAACUGAAGCUCAGGCCCUGGAAGUGAAGAAGCUUUUUGAGGAAUACAACAAAAUGAUGUUCCUGCUGUCUAAGCAGUUCACCCAGUGGGACGAGACCCUGAGGAAGCUGGAGGAGGGCAAGGACAUUCGGCCUGUGGAGUAGCUGCUAUCAACACACACACACACACACACACACACACACACACACACACACACACACACACACACACACACACACACUUCUGAUGAUGAUGAGGACUACACUGUGGUCGGAGCUUCAGACAUAUUCAGCUUGUUUUUUCCCCCAAUAAGUCAGGAUCUCAACAUUUCAUUUGUUUAUUAAUUAUCAAUCUGUAACCAGAACGUAAGGGAAGGUUAUUGUUUGUUUUAGAAAAAUAACAAGAUGUUUCGAAUAAAAAAAAAAAAAACCUUGUCCGUACUGGAGGAACUCGCUCCCGUCAUGUGACGUGUGGCUCGGAGACGCUGCUGCUAUUUAUUUCCAGACAGUGGAGCCUUUUGUGUUUGCGUAUUGACUCCACUUGUAACACAUUCCAGCACUGCCUCCCUGCUGCAGGCCGGUCACAAGACCAGCCGUCCCAGCCCUCACACACUAACACACACAACACACACACACACACACACACACACACACACGCUCUUCUAGGCUUUAGAUUUCCUCUCUGGUUGCCUCGUAACAUGACUCAUAUAUUCUGCUUUUACAAUAGUCUGUAUGUCUCGUGUCAAACAGCAUGAUUGCGGUUAUUACAAUAAAUAUCAAUACUUUUACUCUGACUUCUCCAGUGUGUGUGUGAUGUCUGUAAACUGUUCAAAGCUGCACACACAUUCAAGGGUCUGUGUGUGCGUUAAUGCUGGUGGUCUUCAACAGGUUAAAGGUUCAUUUUCCAAAGCAACAAAGUGUCCUUGAGCAAGAACCUCAGCCCCUGUUUUCAUCCAUCAUCUCUUUGUUG
This is a messenger RNA of Anoplopoma fimbria (sablefish), 1390 nucleotides long. It is a transcript of the gene dctn3, whose product is annotated as dynactin 3 (p22). Gene Ontology annotation, cellular component: dynactin complex. Gene Ontology annotation, biological process: cytoskeleton-dependent cytokinesis. The transcript has 7 exons. Lineage: Eukaryota; Metazoa; Chordata; Actinopteri; Perciformes; Anoplopomatidae. Bases 1 to 585 code for a protein of 194 amino acids. The record is from RefSeq and is a predicted model, not a curated record.